AUGUACACACUUCGCGAGAAUCAGAAUACAUCCAAUAUGACUCUGUCACCCACGUCUUCACCCAAAAAUGAAGACGUGCCCAUGUUGACUCCAAAGCAGCCACCAAAGACUCCCCUUAAGAAGGAAGACCUUGAAAAGAUUGCCAAGCAACUUAAACGGAAGCUUUCCAAGGCGUCGAUUGCGGCCAAACAGUCGCUUUCCCCCACCAUGAGAACUUCUCCUCAAAGUAGACACACAAGUCCUUUAAAGAACUUCAUGACAAGAAAGCUGAGAGAUCUUUCUGGUCUUGGAGGCUCAUUACCAUAUCUUGGUUCCCCUAAUGGGAAAUCCCCAACCCAGAUGAAAACCCCAGCAGCAGUGUUCUUAUCGUCAUCACCUCUUAAAAACAUGACAGCAGCUGACACCACCAAUGAUUCCGAUAUGCUUGAUUCUCCCACCAGGAGAGGUGCUGAUGCUUCCAGCUUCCAUGAUUCUCCAAUUUCAUUCAAGGGUGAUUCAGCAUCAACUUCUCCAACGAAACUGGAGCCGCAAAUGAUACUUCAAUCUUUGGGUCCACAACAUCUGCAUCAACAACAGCAACAAUUACUGCAUCAACAACAACAACAACAACAACCGCCACGUACUCCACCCAAGGCCUUUGCAUCGGUGUUAAAGCCAUCACCCAAUCUCCAGACAACACCUACUCUUGAAAAGAAACAAUUGGCUACCACCGCCAAUAAUCUUCUUAGAACUCCAACACAGGCCGGGCCCGUGCCUGCGAGUAAUGAGAACGAAGGUGCCGACUUGUUGAUGUAUUUGGCCACAUCUCCUUCUCCUGCAAAGCCACCCCCAGCCAUCUAUGGUACCACUCCAAGAGGCACACAAACACUACAUAAAUCCGGAUCCAAUAAUCCAUCUUCAACUUCAAACAAUUCGUUCAUAGCACCAGCACCCCCACUUACUCCGAAAAGACCAAUCGUAACUACCGCAAGAACUCCACAGAAUAGAUUAACCCCCCUGGUUAAUCUCUUCAACAAUGGGAACAAUAACGGGAAUGUUGCCAAUGGUCUCCCCUCAUCCGGGUUAAUGUUGACCCCUGCUGGCUUCAAUAUGAGUGAUUACUUCAAUUUCUUUACUCCACUGCCCGGUGGUGGGAACUCUUCUGGAAUGACUGGUCCUCAUGGUCUCCCCAAGAAUUUUUUGAAGACUCCUGAUUUCAAUGGACAUCAUGUGAAUUCCAAUAUCAAUAAUGUAACCAAGCAAAAGGUUGACGGUAAGAUGAUCAAUUUUGAUAAAGUGGGACUAUUUGGGAACAAUCCAGAGCCAAAGAAUGAUAAUUAG
[Candida] anglica is the source of this 1320-nucleotide messenger RNA. The record is from the annotation of a GenBank genome assembly. NCBI's taxonomy places the organism in Eukaryota, Fungi, Ascomycota, Pichiomycetes, Serinales, Debaryomycetaceae.